CGGGUCUAGAGAUCAUCCUGCUUUGAAAGCUAGCCUCUCUUGGAAGGUGUUCUCAACUUUGAUAUUCUUCUUCAUAUCUUUCAUCCUUCCUAUCCCUUGGCAUGGGUCUGGGUGAGGAAACGCUUACCCUCUUCUUCCUUUCCUGGCCACAGGGGCUCCCUUGGCCCUGCACUGUGGUCCCUGGAGUUCCUGGAGGCUUGGGCCCUAGUGGGAAUGAACACAAUAUGGGCAGAGAUCAACUGAAUAGGAGGCAGAGGCAGUCGGGACUCUUGGGGCGACCUGGAGAAGAAGGACUAGACAAGAUAAGAGAUAAAAUAGAUAAAAUAAUGGUGGAGUAAGGAUGUACCUUCCAGGAGUUAAGUCUGAAGAGUUCAGGAUGUGGAGUUGUUGCUAGUGGCUGCUUCCGGGAAGCCUAGCGACUGCUGGAGGAGGAGGGAGGUGAGCCAGGGAGGAGAAUAGAGGAAGAGGGGAAGAGAAAGGAGGAAGACUAUGGCUAUGAAGACUCCAACAAUGAUGAUGAGAAAGGGAGGGAGGGGGUGCAGGGUCGUGAGGCUCUGCCAGUGCCUGGGAUGCUGGUACCUGGAGAGCCGCUAACGCCCCAUUUUAAUCCGUAACAUGUAAGUUUUCAAAAGCAAGGGUUCUAAAUCGCACCUUAGAAUGCCAAAUAAUCCUUCAUUUGUUGCAGAUGUGUAGGGGAAAUGCAAAUCAAGAAAACAUGAAGUAAGGAGGAUCAGAGGGUGGAGACAGAAGGAUGCAUGGAUGCAUUUUCACUUCAUUUGAACGGGGUCUACUGGUUUCCUCUCAAAAGUUUUCAUUUGAUGAUGAACCAUCUCUGAAAUCAUGAAGUCACCCUCAUGUCCUAGUUAGCUUUCUGUCAACUUGACACAAACCUAGAUGUCCCUGGGAAGAGGGAAUCUCAGCUAAAGAACUUCCUCUGUCAGACUGGUCUGUGGGGGGCACUUAGCACUUCCUGGAUAGCUGAUUGAUGUGGGAGGGUCCAGACCACUGUGGAUGGUGUGUUCCCUAGGUAGGUGGGCCUAGGCAGUGUGAGAAAGGAAGCUGAGCAAGCUGGAGGAAGCAAUCCAGUGGGCAGUAUCCCACUGUGGUCUCUGACUCAGUUCUUGCCUUGGCUUCUCUCGAUGAUGAGCUAUAACCCAUAAGACAAAUAAAUCUUGUCUGUCCCAUGUUCCUUUAGCCAGUGUUUUUAAUCAUAGCAGCAGAGGCAAGCUAAGACACUGCAACUGGCAGAUUAUAGAGGUUGGCAGAGUCCAGUUAAAAGAUAAGGAGAGUUGAUCAACUGAGGGAUAAAGAGAUGCAGAUCAUGUUUAGAGAAAAAAAAAUAUAUAUAUACACACACAUAUAUGUAUAUAUAUAUAUGUAUAUAUACAUAUAGUGUGGCAACUAUGUCUUCGCCAUCCUUAUGUUGCCCCCUGCUUUCAACCAAAUAUUUGCAAAGAUUGCUUUCCUGCUGGUACAAGUCUGAAAUGACGUGAACACUCAUCCAACCUCUAUUGACCUUUAGACAGUGGGUUUGCUUCCCGGCAGGGCCUUGCGCAUGCCUACUCAGCACCUUUACCAUUGGCUCAGAGAUGCCACCCGUGUCAAGAGUUGCGCUCUUGCUCACUUGUACAAACUAGCACGUGCACAUUGUGUUUAGACGUGUUGCUUGGCAACCGUGCUUCUGCCAACUGUACAGGGCCCUGGAUGGCAGACGUUUAAGCCCCGCGUUCCUCUGUGCAAAUGUCGCUGGAGAGUCUUGGAUUUUACUAAGACCUAAUAUUGGGCUGGGGGACAGAAAAGAUGAGAAGUUGGGAAGGAACCUGACGCCAAUGGCUUCUGCCGUGAGGAAGAUCUUUGGGGUUAAGGAAAAGACACCCUUCGGUUUCUGUGAUGGCCCACAAAUGACUGUCUCUGAGUUUUUCUUUGGUGAAUAUCCCAACUAUCCAAAAUACCAUACGACAUACCAACCGGUGGGGCAGAUCCACCGGGUUGCAGCUGAGGGCGAUGCAGGCCAGUUGGAAGUUCUCAUCACGCUUGGAAAGUGCAGCGUGUACGACAGAGACUACAAGAACAGGACAGCUUUGCAUUUUGCCUGUGUCUAUGGCCGGCUACCAGUGGUGAAUGUUCUGGUGAAUAAUAAUUGUGAGAUUGAUGCCUUCGACAAGAACCACAUCACACCUCUGAUGAAGUCUGUCCAAUGCUGGAAACAGAAAUGUGCGGCUAUCCUGCUGGAGCAUGGUGCUGAUCCGAACAUCAGGGACAACAGUGGUAACAGCGCCUUGCACUAUGCUGUGUACAACGGGCACGAAGAGAUGGCAGCACUCCUGCUCGACUACCAUGCUGAUAUCGAGCAAAAAACCAAAGAUGGCUUCACACCACUUUUGCUGGCACUCAGGGAAAAGAGGGUAGAGGUGGCAGAAUUUUUAGUAAAAAAAGGAGCAGAUAUACAUGUUGUAGAUGCCAUGCAAAGAAAUACCUUGAUAUAUGCUAUACGAUGUGGAUCAAAAGAUAUAGCUACAUUACUCCUUCAGAAAGGCAUUGAUUUCUUCUGCAAGGAUGUCUUUGGAUGGACGGCAUUACGCUACGCUAUUGAAGGCCACUGUACUUUUAGACAGGUGCUCAUGGAUUUUGAAGAAAACAUGCAUAAUAACAAAAAAGAUAAUGAACCAGAACAAAUGGAUUCUGGAAAUGACUCAUUAGCCGGAAUUUCCAGCUGUCCUAGUCCUGGAAGCCCCUUGCCUGCCAUGAAGGACGAUGAAUGCAACUGUGAUACCAAGAGUACCUCUGAGAGUCCUCCUCUGAACUGUGCUGACAAUUCAUCUGUGGCUACAGCCAAAAUAUUUGAACAUAUGGCCAAAAGAAAAGUGGAAGCAUGGGUUGAGAAAGAUUUGUCCUUAAAGUCUGCCGCUGAAGUGAGAGAAACUGUUCCAAAUGAAGUGGUAGAAAUAACAGAGCUGCUACCAUCCACAUCAGAACCAGAGUUGGAAUUGAUGUCAGUGGAAGAAGAUAUGUCCAACGAAAGUGAAAAUAAUCAGCCACGGAGUAUCUUGGAGGAUCUUCCACAGAUGAAUGCUGGCCAUUUAUCUGGUGCAGGAUAUCAAAUGGGAAAAAUUAAUAUGAAUGGACAAAUGAAAGAGUCUGACGAGGAACAUGCUCAACUGAUGACUCCUGUUGAAAUGAAUGACACUGUUUUCAGAGAAGCAUGGACAGCGAAGAAUGCAUCAGCCUUCAAACCAGGUGAAGUAUGCAAUAACAUUACCCUAGAAGGAAACAUUUUUAAGAUUUUCCAAGUGCUUACAGAGCCUGACUUAGAAGCGACACCAGGGGAAGAUCACAAUAGAUUUGAUGACAGGAGAAAAAUCCAGUCAUUGAGAAUCUCCGGAGAUCUUCCAAACGUAUCUGGCAAUAUAUCCGUGGCAGCAGUUUCAAGAAGAGAAAAGACAAACAGACAAGCAACAGAAUCUGCGAAGGAGUAUCCACCCUUGAUGGCUCUCAAUGAAAUGAGUGAUUCUGUUCUCAAUGAGGCAGUAGAGAUGAAGGAAACACAGAUAACGCACGUGGGAUCAGCUGUAAAAUUGACAUCAGAGGAAGAACCAAAUAGUCAUGAUGGCUUUGAAAAGAAUCUGCCACUGAAUAUCUUCAAGCAAAUUCAAACACAGGAUAUUGGUUAUUUAUCAAUGGCUGAAAAUCAAAGAGGAGAAAAAAUGGUGAUGUGUCAGGAAAAAGAAUUUUCUAAGAAAUGCCCUCAAUCAAAGCCUACCAUCGUAAAGGAACAAUCUCUUCCAAAGGAGGCCUGGGAUUUGACUCCAGUGAAAUCAUUUUUAGCAGACACCCUAAAAGAAUAUCCUCUAUCAAAGCCUACUCUUGAGGAAAAUGAUUCUGUUCUAGACAAAGUCCCUGAUAUAAAGCGUGGGAAAUGGUUCCAAGAAAAAUCAGCUGUAAAAGUGACAUCAGAGGAAGAGCAGAAAUGUCACAAUGGUCCUGAAAAGAAACAUGGAGUGAAUAUGUUCAAGCGACCUCAGCCAACGGACAUUGCAUAUUUAUCCAAGGCUAAUGACGAAAGUACAGAAAAUACCGCCGAAGGCCAAGAGGAAGAUUCCCCAGAACAACAUCUUCAAUGGAAGUCCAUGAAGCCUACAACUGAAAGAAGAGAUCCUGUUUCCAGUGAAGGAUCAGUAGUGAAGUAUGUGAAAUCUUUCCUCACAGCAGAGCCAACUAUAAAAGCAUCAGAAGGAGAAUGGCGUAGUGGCAGAAACAUCCAAAGACAGGGCAUUGGCAAUUUGUCUUUGGCUGAAGAUCAAAGAUACAGGAGCACAAGACAUGAGGAGGAGAGAGACUCUCCUGAAGACUAUGCUCAAUUGAAGAAGAAAACUCCUCUUCUGUGUGAAGCACCAGCAAUGGAAGAAGUCAAAGCAUUUGACCCAGGUACAUUCUGCAGUUCUGGGAAGAUGCUUCAGAACAGAAAGUGCGCAUGGUCUUGUGAUUUCCAUCCUCUGCCCUUCAACUUUUAUGUGAAAAUUUGUUUUGCUCUUAUUGAAUCAGAUGCACGCUUGUCCUCAGAGGAAGAGGAAGAAUGGCCUGAUGACAGUGAAGGGGAACACCUAAAGUUUAAGCAACCUCAAGAUGCACAUUUACCCACGCAAGAUGAAAAAGGAGUAAAUGUCAUGAGUGGCCAGAAGAAAGGUUUUCCUGCUGAAUAUUCUGAAAUAAAGGAUGCCAUUGAAAAACAAGAUUUUGUGCUAACUGAAGAUUCAACAGUGAAGCAGGAAAAAUCAUUCAUGGCAGGAGCCAAGACUGUGCAACUGAGGUCGGAGGGAAAACAGAUAGGAUGGUGUGGUGGUGGCAAGAAGCAGUGGAAGCCUAUUUUUGAGCGACUUCAACUGAGACGGAAUGCUCGAGUAUCUGUGAAUCCUGAAAAACACGUGAAAAAUACAGGAGCUGAAGAGAGAGGAGCCACAACUGCACAACUGAGGCCAAAGAAAGAACAAACAGGGAGGUUUGGCGGUGACAAGAAGACGUGGAAGCCCAUCUUUGAGCGAUUUCAACCCAAGUGGAGUGCUCAAGUGUGUAUGGAUCCUGAAGAAAGUGGAGAAAACACAGGUGUUGCUGAAGAGAAAGGAGCCACAACUGCACAACUGAGGCCAAAGAAAGAACUAACAGGGAGGUUUGGCAGUGACAAGAAGACGUGGAAGGUACUCAGGAAUUUACAUUUUCCUCUAAGAUUCUCCUCAUUGGUGAAUCCCAUCUUUGAGCUAUUUCAACCAAAGUGGAGUGCUCGAGUGUCUGUGGAUCCUGAAGAAAGUGGAGAAAACACAGGAGCUGCUGAAGAGAAGGAAUCCACUAUACUCUUUACACCAGAAGAACAAACAGAAUGCCAUGGCAGCGAAAAGAAGCCGCAGUUGCAUAUCCUGGAGCGAUUUCAGCCAAAGCGGAGUGUUCGGGUAUGUAUGGAGACAGAACAAGGAGGAGCCAACCCAGACGCUGCUGCUCAGAUGAUAUACUCUUCUGAUGAAUAUAUUGAAUUGAAGACUACCGUUGAAAAGCAAGAUUCUGUACCAGCUGAAGAGCCAACAACAAAGCAAGAAAUAUCAUUCAUGGCGGAGGCAGACUUACAAGUGAAACCAAAGGAAAAGCAAAGAAGUCAUGACUAUGAAAAUAUUCAGUCAGUUAAUAUGUUUAAACAUCUUCAACUAAAGGGUAUUGACCAUUUAUCCGUGACUUCAGAUCAAAGAAACAAAACUAUUGUAAGUGGAGAAGAGGAAGAGCCAGACUUAAAAGUGUCAUCAGGGGAUGACCAAAACAGAUGUUAUGACAGUGAGAGCAAUCAGUCAUUGGUUGAAAAAACAAAGACACAUGCAAGGAAUGGAAGAGACGAAGCAAAACACCCCUAUGAAGCUGUUGUUUUUACUGCUACUGCUGCAUCUACUGCUGCUGCUGCUGCUGCUGCUACUGCUGCUGCAGCUGCUGCAUCUACUGCUGCUUCUGCAGCAUCUACUGCUGCUGGCGCUGCUGUUGUUGCUGCUUCUGUUGUGGAUGAACUGGUUCGACAGAGAAAAUCUGGAGAAAUCAAUAACCAGAGAUUUCUUAUUAUGGAGAAUACAGAGCAUGAUGGGCCCCGAAAGAAAACAUCUAAGAAAAAACAUAAGGUAACAAAAGAAGUAAGAGCUAUGGUUGAUGUAACUCAGUCAUCUGAACCAGUCCCAGAGGAUGAUUCUGGAAGUUCAUUAAAAAUACAGGAACCACUUAAUUCAUACAAUGCAUUAGUAGAUCUUCAAAAAAUCAAUGAACUACUUAGGAAAAAAAAUGAAACAAUGGAAAAUGAGAAUAAUGCUCUACAGAAGGAGAUAUCAGAAACAAGAGAAGAGAAAUCAAAGUUAGAGGAUAAAAUAGUGGAACGGGAUGAAGAAUUAUGGAACCUGAGGUAUGAUACCCUGAAAGAACUGGAGGAGACAAGAAAUAUUCAUUGCUUUUAUAAGAAUAUUAAGAAACAUUUACGUGAAAAAGAAAAACGACUCAAUGAAAGAGCUGCAGUAACACAGCUUGAGUCACAGCUGAGAACACGAGAUUUGGAACUGAAGAAUGCAAGGGACACCGUGAAGGAGUUGCAAGAAGCACAGGAUCAAUACAUAAAAGCUCUAAAAACUGCCCAGGAGAUGAAAGGUCACUUACAAAGGAUUGAACAGGAACAUUCUGAGUUAAAAGUUAAAGUAAAAGAGCAAGCUAGGCAAAUCAAAGAGCAUCAUGGACGCCUGCAAAACUCAUGUCUAAAACUGGAGCAAAAUAAAAUAUCGGUAGGUGCUCAAGAAACUUUGGGGGAAUUAUGUGAAAACAGCAUUUCCCCAAUGAAUCAAACAGGAACCCGAAUCCAAAGUGUGCAGUCUGAACGCUCCCAAAUGAAAACUAUACAAGACUCAAAUAUGAGAGCCCUGAAAAGUUAUGAGCAACAGUGCAUAGAAGAAUUAAGGAUUAGCAAUGCAUUGUUAUAUGAACAAUACAAUCUUUACAGGAAUAAGAGUCUAGAUGAAUCCUGCACACAAGUUCGCAUCACGGUAGAGCAGGACACAUCUCCUCUGAACACAUCACAAGCCAGGUUUCCUCUUGAGAGCCCUUGUGUGGCAAGCACCUGCCCUUGCAGAAACGUCUUCCUGUGUGAAAACAUUGUUCUCCCACAAAACUCAAGGUCUUCUAACGGCUGCCUGCGAAGCUACCCAAUGAUGAUGAAAGAUGGGGAAAAAUCAAUCGAAGAACUUACUGAAUUAAAGCAAUCUUUAAAAUAUAAUUUGUAUCAGCAGAAGAAGAAAAAUGAUGAAAUAGAAAAGGAAAUUGUUAGAAUGAAGAAAUUCUUGAAAAUGGCAAAAAUUGGGCAUGAAAUUGGAGAAUGUAGUUCUCAUGGAAACUCAAGAACUGGUCAUUUUUGAGACAUGAGGAAUGUGUUUGUCACACGACUGGGUAGACAGAUACUCCAUUCCUUCACCAUGGAUACAGGACUCAAUGUGGCAGUCUUGAUGUGUUCUAGAGACAUCUCCUGGGACCACACCAUCUGCACUGAACAUCUAGUUAACUUCUCUAACCACAGCCUUGGAAACUCGGCCCCUUAUCCAGACACCAUCUACCAGCAAAGAUGACAAAGCACUGCCCUUAAUUAGAUUUUUAAUUAAACAGUAAAUUCUUACUUCAAAAAACACCAUCUUGCUACUUGAUUAUUUGUUUUUUUCCUUUUUUGUUUUCUAUUUGAGAUCAAGUUUUUUUUUAUCGUUUUGUUUGCUUUUUCUUUUAUUUUCAUGCUUUCUCUUUAUUCUUUUUAAGUCACAUAAGUGGUUAUAAUGCAAUUUUUUCAGUUAAUAAAGUUGCUAUGAGUUGGUAUUUUCACUGUUUUCUACCAUGUCCUCAAGAAGAAAAGCAGCCAUUGAAUUAUGUUCCCCCCACUACACCCCCUCCCCCACAGCACAUGACUUUUUAUAAUGCUCAAGUGUGUUUCCCCUCCUAUCCUCUUGUGACUGCCGAAAAGUCCUGAGCCAUCAACCUUAUCCCUCGUCCAGGACCACUUGCUAAUUGCCCAGUGCCUUGAGGGAA
This is a messenger RNA of Peromyscus californicus insignis, 8073 nucleotides long. Its product is annotated as ankyrin repeat domain-containing protein 26-like. Lineage: Eukaryota; Metazoa; Chordata; Mammalia; Rodentia; Cricetidae. The record is from RefSeq and is a predicted model, not a curated record. Gene Ontology annotation, molecular function: protein binding. The transcript is spliced from 63 exons. The coding region runs from base 1830 to 7418 and encodes 1862 amino acids.